CCCCCUCCUUCCCAUUGCUGGGAACAGUCAAAACUAGGCUGAACCAUAAAGUGAAAGUAUUUUCUUAGCUCGUAAGAUUUGCCACGAGGACUGGACUAUAGGGAGAUUGGAAUCAAAUUGAGAAAGGCCUUAACAUGGCGUUGGUCUUCAGCUUGUCCACUCUCAUGUUUCUCCUCAUCACUGGGAUGGAGACAUCCAAAAGUCUAAGUCAGGGCCCAGAGUUGAAGCAGGUCAUCCAGGUGGACUCUGGGAAGGAUGCAGUCCUGGAGUGCUCUUUGAACUUCAAUGGGAUAUCUCCUGGUAAUGUAAACAUAGAGCUGGUCGUGUGGCGGAGGUUGGACCAGAAUGAUCUUCACAAAGGUGGACCUGUGUUCAAAUGCAACAUAUUCAAUCAACAAUCCUCCAAUCCCAGGUUGCAGCUGAACCCAAAAUAUCAGCUUCCCAUGCCACCUGCCAAUGAGAAAGACAAAGUUGUGUCCCUGUUGGUCAAAGAAACCCAGCCUGAAGACGAGGGUCCGUAUGAGUGUGUGGUGAACACUGACAGUGGAAUCACACAUUGUAACUUCAUGCUGAAGGUCACAGUGUUACAGUACGAGACCAGCACUGAAAAGGAGAUUCCAAAGAACAGUUACAUGAGUGUGGCUGCUGUAUGUGUGGUAGUAGGCUCUCUUGCCAUUGGACUGCUGCUUCUCAAGCUGUUUCAAGCCAGAAGACUCAGACAAGAUGAACCAGUGACACAGGAAGACUCUGUUGUGGCAGAAGAGCCUGAGGAUACAGCAGUCCCAGCAGAGCACCAGGACAGGACUGUUUCCGUAGCGUCGGAGUGUUACCAGGAGUGUUACCAGGAGUGUUACCAGGAGUGUUACCAGGAGUGUUACCAGGAGUGUUACCAGGAGUGUUACCAGGAGUGUUACCAGGAGUGUUACCAGGAGUGUUAUGAUUCUGGCACUGUAAUUAAAAGUAUUCAACCCCUGUAGAUUUCUUCACAUUUUGUUACAAUGAGGAAUACAAAUUGAUUUAACUGUUAUUCUGGAGAUGGGAUUUUGUCCUGGGUUUUGGUGGUGGGGAGUGCAGACAGGGCUGGAGAGAGCUGGCUGUGGUUAUGUCCUGUGUUUUGGUGGUGGGGAGUGCAGGCAGGGCUGGAGAGAGCUGGCUGGGGUUUUGUCCUGUGUUUUGGUGGUGGGGAGUGCAGACAGGGCUGGAGAGAGCUGGCUGGGGUUUUGUCCUGUGUUUUGGUGGUGGGGAGUGCAGGCAGGGCUGGAGAGA
Oncorhynchus mykiss (rainbow trout) is the source of this 1266-nucleotide messenger RNA. Lineage: Eukaryota; Metazoa; Chordata; Actinopteri; Salmoniformes; Salmonidae. The record is from RefSeq and is a predicted model, not a curated record.